Molecule: messenger RNA, 3348 nt
Organism: Cuscuta europaea
Lineage: Eukaryota; Viridiplantae; Streptophyta; Magnoliopsida; Solanales; Convolvulaceae
Source: the annotation of a GenBank genome assembly
AUAUCAAUAUCUGAAACAGAAAUUUGCACCAACUGGGCCACCUGACAACCACCUAAAAUGGAUUUUGUUGAGACUCCUGUAACCGCAGUGGCGUAAUGUUUAAGAAAUGUUCAUGCUACUGCGGGUCUUCUUCGUGUCGCCUCAGUUGUUGAUCCUCGCCCCUCCGGGCGUAAAGACUACCGUGGUGUAAUCUUCAAUUUCUUCUACUAAUUCCGCAUUCGCUCUCGAAUCUGGCCGUCUGGCACUGAGUUAUUGUAGGUAUGGACAAUGUAGUGCAGCGAGUUUUCCAAGAAGGUGGCCGUGAUUUUUACCAGCAGCAGCCUUCAACCUCUUCUUCUACUUCUUCCAUUCUUCAAUCACUUCCUCUUCAUGUGUCUUUUGAUCAUGGUUAUUACUUGUUGGUAAAAUCUAUACAAGAGCUAAGGUUGAAGAAAGAUGGCUUGGUAGUUGUUGGUAUAGGAGGGCCUAGUGGUUCAGGGAAAACUAGCUUAGCAGAGAAAGUGGCAUCUGUGAUUGGUUGUGUUGUCAUAUCAAUGGAGAAUUAUAGCACCGGGAUUGAUGAAGGCAGUGAAUUGGAUUUAAUAGACUUUGAUCUUCUUGUCCAGAAUCUUGAGGAUCUCAUAAAUGGCCAUGAUACACAUAGCCCAGUGUACGAUUUUCAAGGACGAAAACGAGUGGGUUCCAAAGAAAUAAAAAGCAGUUCAUUUGGAGUGGUAAUAGUUGAUGGUGCUUAUGCUCUGCAUGCAAGAUUGCGCUGCUUGCUAGAUAUACGGGUUGCUGUGGUUGGGGGUGUCCACUUUAGUCUGCUUUCCAAAGUGCAAUAUGAUAUUGGGGAUUCUCGUUCACUUGAUUCCCUGAUUGACAGCAUCUUCCCACUUUUUAGAAAACACAUUGAACCGGACCUUCAUCAUGCACAGAUCAGAAUUAACAACAGCUUUAUUUCAUCAUUUAGAGAGCCAAUCUACAAGCUAAAGUGCAGAAGUGAGCCUGAAUGUCAACUUAUGUUGCACAUUUUUCAAGGGAAGGAUGCCCAGAUAGAUAAUUUCAUUGAAAUGUACCUUAGACCUCCAUCUGCAAGUGAAGAAGCAAGGAUAAAUGAUUGGAUUAAGGUGCGGCAAUCGGGAACCCGAUACUAUCUAUCUCUAGGUGACCAACGAAUUGUUGACAAAUAUUUCAUUAUUCGGCCAAAAGCAGAGUUUGAGGUUGGACGGAUGACCCUGGGUGGUUUACUUGCGCUGGGGUAUACUGUUGUUGUCAGCUAUAAACGAGUGUCAACCUCUGUCAGCGAGGGUGGAUUUUCUGUUUCACUAGAAACGAUUGAUACACUUGGGGAGACUUACAUGGUCUUGAGAGGGUCAGAUAGAAAGAUGGUUGGAGCUGAAGCAUCGAGGAUGGGCAUUAAUGGUCCUUGGAUUACGAAAUCCUAUCUUGAAAUGAUUAUGGAGACAAAAGGGGUUCCCCGAUUAAAUACACCACCUCUUUUGGCUGAUGGAUCAGACGCUACUUCAACUAGCAACCAAGAAAGGUUGAUAAUCACUCCUAAACCGCUUCAUGUGAUCCCUAAGCUUGUCAGCGGGCUUGAUGAUUUGUCUCAGCCUUGGACUCGGUCUCCAACCAAAUCAAAAAUGGAACCAUCUAUGGCAACAUGGCGUUUCAUGUCACCAGAACCUCUACUUACCCAUGGCUCACCUGUUCGCAUGGAUGACCUCCAACUUGUUCCAUUACCGGAUUCAUAUGAUUUAGAUAGAGGGUUAAUUCUUUCUGUUCAAGCAAUACAGGUUUUAUUAGAGAACAAGGGUCUGCCAGUGGUAGUUGGAAUUGGUGGUCCUAGUGGAUCUGGGAAAAAAACCUUGGCUCGUAAACUGGCUAAUAUUAUUGGUUGCGAAGUUGUUUCCCUUGAAUGUUAUUACAAAAUGCGACAAGUAAAAGACUACAAGUAUGAUGAUUUUUGCUCUCUUGAUCUUUCUUUAAUGUUGAAGAAUAUUAGCGAAAUAAGGAAGUCUGGUAGAACCAAAGUCCCCAUCUUUGACCUGGAAACUGGUACACGUAGUUGCCUGAAGGAUAUUGAAGUUUCUGAAGACUGUGGAGUGGUUAUAUUUGAAGGUGUUUAUGCUCUGCACCCUAACGUUAGAAAAUCAUUGGACUUGUGGAUUGCUGUUGUAGGAGGUGUUCAUUCACAUCUCAUUUCAAGUGUUCAAAGGGACAAAAGUAAAGUUGGCUGUUUGAUGUCUCAAAAUGAGAUUAUGACAACAGUUUUUCCAAUGUUCCAGAAGCACAUUGAACCCCAUCUUGUUCAUGCACAUCUAAAAAUUAGAAAUGAUUUUGACCCUGUCCUUUCCCCUGAGAGCUCGUUGUUUGUGCUGAAAAGUAGUAAGCAGGUGGAACAUCAAGAUAUUAUUGAAAUUCUUGAACGUACCAAGAUAUCGAGUUCUGUUCAGAGUUUUAUUGAUAUAUAUUUAUGUCUUCAUGGAAUACCUAAUGGCCUGCUAACAGAAAGUGAUUGUAUAAGAGUCAGAGUUUGUGAAGGAAGAUUUUCAUUGUUAAUAAGGGAGCCCAUAAGAGAAGGCAGUUUCAUUGUUCAGCCAAAAGUGGACUUCGAUAUAAGUAUUAGCACCGUUGCUGGCCUUCUUAACCUCGGGUAUCAAGCAGUAGCAUAUAUUGAAGCCUCUGCACAUAUCUACCAAGAUGGAAAGAUUCUUGUUGAGGUUGAUCAUCUGCACGAUUUACCUACUACAUACAUACAAAUUAAAGGGGCCAAUAAAGAGAUCGUUUCUGAUGCUGGUUCAUCGCUUAAGUUGGAUGGCUCAUAUACAACAAAGAGUUAUCUUCAAAUUGUUUUAGAAAGAAUACCUGUUCUUGAGGGGAGUUCAAGUGGCAUUCCUUGUCAACAAGCUGCUAAGUUGCAAGAGCUUGUAGAAUUUAUACAAUUGCAGGGUGACACUUCAUUGUUAGACUCAUCACCGAGCAAGGAUGUUUCUCAAUUAGAUGGUGUAAUUGAGGACAUGCAGUCGAGAAUCAAGAGACUCGAAAGAUGGCACAUUAUCAGUACUGUGCUAUGGACAUUUUUGAUGUCUGCUUUUGUAGGAUACUCACUCUACCAGAGAAAACGCCAAUAGUGUGCAAUAUUCAACUAAUUGCCGUUGCAAAUAGUACGCUGCUCAAACUAUUCUUUCAAGUGACUGCUUCUUUGUGCAUUUAUGAUAUUUCUAUGGUGUAUCAAUCUGAUUCCAAAUGACACCGAAACUGUUUUUAUCUUGGACAUGUUACUUCAUGUAAACUUAGAGCCCGUUUGGCAGCAUGAAAAUCGGCUGUUCUGGCUGAUUCUGCUGAAAUUUAUGAAUUUCUGGC